Punctularia strigosozonata HHB-11173 SS5 is the source of this 660-nucleotide messenger RNA. RefSeq lists its product as uncharacterized. The record is from RefSeq and is a predicted model, not a curated record. The transcript is spliced from 3 exons. The coding region runs from base 1 to 660 and encodes 219 amino acids. Lineage: Eukaryota; Fungi; Basidiomycota; Agaricomycetes; Corticiales; Punctulariaceae.
AUGUCCAAGGACCGGCGCGAUGGCUGGCGCGUUGGACUGGCAGACCCCCGAGCUCCCGCCAACUACGAGCUCAACGCCUACAACACCUACGCAGUGACAGCCUAUGGAGGGGCAGUUCAUCAGGGGUGGACUAACCAGAACGUUGUCCACUACCCCGUGCCACAACUCCGUUACUGCGCUCCGGAGUUUCAGGCCACUGCAACGCCGUCCGCCGCGCGACAACGAAUAGCUGCUCCGCCGACGGGCAACGGCGGAAUGGCGCUCGGCCGCCCAGACAACUCGCCUGCUCGUGUUCAAGGCGCCGUCAACCCUCCCAGGCCUAGUCCGCCCGCUCCUCCCCGGGUGAACGGAACUAUCAACGACAAUACGCAACCUUCUGCUGUCCCUGGAGCUGGGAGACAGGUGGCUGCGCUACAAGCUUCACUGGCAGGCCAGAGCGCUCCUGACCCAACUGUGUCGUCCAUUCGUGCUGCUGACGGCUCGAUCUCGCUUGCGAAGAUCGGUGAUCUCUUGGCUAAAGGCAAAUCUGGUGAUGUUCGCGUCUCGACUUCGAAUCCGGACCGUGUCGUCUUGACUGUGGAGAUGCUUACUGCCCGGUUUGAGCUGACGGCUAGCCAGGCUGAAGAGAUUCUUCGCGAGCUGACCCGCAUAAGAUCGUAG